This is a messenger RNA of Panicum virgatum (switchgrass), 1682 nucleotides long. RefSeq lists its product as uncharacterized. The transcript has 10 exons. The record is from RefSeq and is a predicted model, not a curated record. NCBI's taxonomy places the organism in Eukaryota, Viridiplantae, Streptophyta, Magnoliopsida, Poales, Poaceae. Bases 315 to 1370 code for a protein of 351 amino acids.
UCUUCCUAGGAGUUGAAGAAAAUAAAGCCGCCCCAGCACACGAACGCACGCCGCCGCUUCCUCCUUCGCCUCCCGGUUUCUUCCUCCGUUUCCGCCGCAAUCACAGAUUGCCGCAGCGGUGACAGCAAAAUCGUUCCGGGUCCUCAAUCGCGACGCGAGGGGGUUUGAUCCGUGGACUACGGGGGAAACGAUGUCAUCUCGAUUUGGUUAGGGUUUGGAAGGAUGCCGCAGCAGAAUUGAAGAUUAGCAAAAGAGUUGCUGAUUGUGUAAAGAAUCUGAUACAGACAAGAAUACCAUUGUACGGAGUACAUGUUAUGGAGGGCCAAGACUUACAAGAGGAAAAUGAUGAGAUUCAAAUGCUGAAUGAUUUGGGCUUGGGAGAGGAUAUCAGCUCUGACGAGUUCAUUAAAUACUUCGAGCAGCUUCCCACUAAACCUGCUGUUGAUAUUUACACUAAACUGGACAAUGAGCAGCUCACGGCACUCUACGAGCGCCAUGCACGUUAUCGCAUCAGAUAUUUGAAGUUGUCACAAACAGACUCCAUGGAUAAGCUGAAUGCUGAAUUGAAGCAACACAAUGCUAUGGACCUUCUCGAGGAGGACUUAUCUAGAGAGUUUAUUGCUAAGAUGAGAUAUUUUAAGCACUUUGAGGAAGAUGGCACCUUAUAUUGGUUCUUCCACCCUGAUCUCUGCAGGCUUGAAGCCUUGGAUGACUAUCAUCGUCUAGUACUUCGAAAUCAUGUUGGUUCUGACUCUGAGUACGCUAAUUGGGAUAAGUACCGCAAGUUUUUUUACAGUUAUGAGACUGAACAAGAAUAUAUCAAUUACUUUGAAGAGUUAUCAAACAAACUGAAAUGGAUGGAAGGUUGUGUCCUGAUUGAGGAGACAUCUCUUAAGUUUGGAAAGAUAAGCACACGAGGAGCCUAUCAGGCAAUUAAGAUCGCAACUGGUUUUUCCAAGAUCACUGGGAAGUUGGCUUACACUGGCUAUUAUGAAUGUGUGGAUAACUUGAGUUUUGAUGCUUCUUGGCUCAAUGACCUAGAUGGUGUUUAUUUUGAAAUCUGGCUGCGGGUAACUAUGCAAAUGAAGAGUUUCAGAGAUGCAUUGGAGGAAAUUUACAAAUUGGAAAUGUUUCCAUCAAGACAACAAAGAAUGAAAUAUGCGCUUGAUUAUGACUGUUCCGACAUGGAAAUGGAGUUUCUUACUUGCACAGCAAGUGUUACCAGUGAAGUUACAGAGGAUAAAGCUCGUGAGUUGAUUGCAGAAGCAGUUAAAAAAGUGAUUGAUAGACCAAAACUGUAUGAGCAUUACAUCAGAAAGAAGAUAGCUAUCGCUCAAGCUAUUGGUCUGAUUCCCACGGCACUGUCUUGAUUUUACUGAUAAUUGUGAAUAACUCACAUCUUUUCAGUGUUCUUAUACAUGUUACCAUUGUUUACUUACAAAUGGAGGAUGCUAAUAUUGACAUCUGAAUGCUCAAGUGUUUGUGGUAGGGCUGCAAACCAGCACUCCUUAGUGGUCAGAGCGCAUGUGUUCUAUGCGUGGGAGUGUCUAGAGAACUGUGGAAUAAUGCAGGGCCUUUUUUUAAACAGAAUAAUGCAGGGCCUUGGUAAUCAAGAGAGUUGUGGCAUGGAAAGAAUGCAUUAUCCAGUCAUUAAGCUCCAGCUCACUGUGAACGCUUCAGUU